UUUUCGUGCAUAGAUUUGAUCGGCGUUUUCUUUCCGUGCUGGGAACAAAAUUUAAUGUGGGAUCAUAAAAAAGCUCAUACUGUGGACAAAUUAAUAUUUUAAACAAAUUUUUAGUUGAAUUUUGUAUCUACUAACAUACAUUCAUAACAAAAGUCUGAUGGUAUAGCAAUCGAAAUUUUGAAUUCGAACGGAAUAAUAAGGUCAAAAUGGAUAAUAUAAAAUCAAAACUUUUCAUACAAACUAUUGUUGACGUCAGAGAUGAUUUCGAGGAGAAAUACGAAAAAGCUUUUCGUACUUACGAAGAAGCCAUUACCGGAGUAAACAACAAAGAAUUGCAUGAAUUGCUGUCCGGGAGUAUUUGCAAAGAAAAACAGCAUGAAGAAAUAUCGCUGGCAUUAAUAUACCUAAUUCUAACCGAUACUACUGCAGCACCAAAAACAUACUCCGAUUUGACUCUUCUAACCCACGAUGGGUUUGCGUUUGUGACUAACAACCUUGCCAUGUUGGUCGCGGAGAAAUAUCAAAGAUUGAACGACGUGCCCCGGAAGCAAAUGCUGUGGUUUCUCAAAGAGCUGAUCAAAAAUCAGGUGCUCAACGUCGAUAAUUUGGUUUGGAAUAUCCUGCGUCAAGCUAGUGGUGGUGACAUCAGUCCUAAAAACGUGGCCCUCGUCGACGGCCUGCUAGAUAUAUUCAUCGAACAUCGCACUUGGUUGGAGAAGGACCAGUUCCUUGUUGGAACUGUUAUUUAUACAUUCCUAAGACUACUUGAAGACCACAGCAGCCCUCAGUUCAAUAACCUUCACAAUAAAGAAGUUGCCUUUGUAAUAUCGUUGAUUCGAGAAAGAUUUACGGAUGUGCUUCCUUUGGGACGUGAAUUUGUACGAUUGUUGCAAAAUGUUUCUCGCAUACCUGAAUUCGAAGCCUUGUGGAAAGACAUUCUUCAUAAUCCCAAAAAAAUGUGCCCUACCUUUAACGGAGUUAUGCAACUUAUGCAGACCAAAACAAGCAGACGUUUUUUACGUUGUCGGCUUACACCAGAGGUCGAACGGAAGCUACACUUUUUGAUAAGUAAUGUCAAAUUCGGAAAUCAAAAACGGUAUCAGGAUUGGUUCCAAGAAAAAUACUUUACUACACCAGAGUCACAAAGCUUGCGUUCAGAUUUAAUCAGAUUCAUUAUUGGAGCAAUACACCCUACCAACGAUAUGCUUUGCUCGGAUAUAAUUCCACGAUGGGCAGUUAUUGGUUGGCUCCUAACAUCCUGCACAAAUGCUGUCGCGCAAGCCAAUGCAAAAUUAUCAUUAUUCUAUGAUUGGUUAUUCUUCGAUCCCCAAAAGGACAACAUAAUGAAUAUUGAACCUGGAAUACUAGUGAUGUACCAUUCAAUAAAAAAUCAUCCAUUAGUAAGCUGUACGUUAUUGGACUUUUUAUGCAGAAUUAUGAAACACUUCUAUCCAAAAGGAGAAGAUCGCGUUCGUGCAGGAAUUUAUAAUUCGCUACGUAUCAUCCUAGAAAAGCAGGUCAUUCCAAAUCUGUUUCCUCUGUUAGAGUCUUCUAAACUCGAUCGAGAAUUAAAACUAUCACUCCGCGAGAAUUUUCGAGAUUUUUUUUCAUCUAGCGUUGCAACCCCAGCUAUAUUCAGUACGUUGUCGUCAGUGAAAGCACUUUCGGUAGAAGACGAUCAACAAUCGGAGACUGAUCGAAUUGAAGAUAAUUACAACCACACAGAAAACAUUGUCAACUACAAUACAUCCAACGAAGAGUUAAAAUUUAGCGACGAUGAGGAUGAAAACAAAUUGAACAACGUUAAGGAUGAAGUUUCGGAUGAUGACGAUUUGCCGCUGUCGAAGGUUUUGGAAAUGGAGAAACCUAUAGUUCAAUCUAUACCUGAAGAGCUACUAAGCAGUAUCGAUGCUUUUGCUAAUUCAAAAAAUGCCGACGAUUUUGAACUACUUAUGGAUGAGCUGAUUGAAACAGGCCUGUUAAAUAAUGAUCAGGAAACGUACAUCAAUGAGAGGAUAGCUCUUAUUCUACAACAAUCUCUUUUUGGAUGCUCCAUUUUUCCUGAGUCAAAAUCAGAAGAGUGCCUGUCUGACACCAUUAGUGGCCCAAUAUUUUGCUUAUUCAAAAUGAUGCUGCAGACAGACGAAAAACAAAAACAGCUGAUGAAAAAUUUAGUAAUGCAUGUACAGAAACAAAUUCUCAGCGCUGGAUAUUUGCUUCUUCAUUACCUCAAAGUAAACGCCAAACUGCAAACGAGACGAAAGGAAAAUGUUACAUCUGCAUUCAAAGGCAAUGUUUAUAAAUAUUAUUGUACGAUGAUUGAUUCCCCCUUUGAGGAUCAACUGAAAAAAGAUCUUGAAAUAUUGGAGAGGACCAAUGCAAGAUUGUUCUUCUGGAUUCUACCUGAUUUGUACAAAGAAUACAAGAAUGUUAUGCUGAACAACAUUGAUUUGUUGACUCUUAUCAUCGGCGCAAUUGAUGCAAAUAAUCUGCGAGACAUCAUUUUCAACGUCACUCAAGGCAAGCUUGUAAUGUUCACUAGCGAUGACAUUAUUGACGUCAUCCGAGAAACUUUGGAGUAUGAAACAUUCGAACAGUUCUGUUUUUGGCAGUUGAUCCAGGCUCAUGAUAUACCUCUCGAAUCAUUUCAGGACAUCAUUCCCGAAUUGGACACUUCUGUACAUGCAGAAGCACUUACGUAUAUUCUUCUUCUAUUGAAGAAUGAAAAGCCUUCGACAGAGUUGGUCAAAUGUCUUCUAAGCAGAGAGUCAAAAACUCGAGCAGACGCAUUCGUGAUAUCUGUUCUACGUUGCUGGUGCGAAGAAUACGAAGGAAAACUAUCGGAAAUAAUAGCUGGAUUAUUACAAUCAAAGUAUCCAGCAAGUUCUCCAAAUAAACGUAAACGACCCUUGAAGUCAUCACCUUUACAGCAUUGUACUCCAUCUUCUGAACAGAUACUUAUUCAUUUAGAGCACUUCCGAAGAAGUUGUAGACAUGGCAAUGGGACUGGCACAGGACUCUACGUUCAAAAUGAAAUGCAAAGAUCUCUACAACAAGCGUUUGCCCACAGCACAGAUAGUCAAAAGAAGCAUUUCGCCGAUUUAUUCGCACUCGCUGCAGAAGAUGAAACUUCAGCGGCUGUUGGACGGAGAAGCACAAGUAGUCGUGGCCGCAAACCACCGGCAAGUAAAAAAGAAUCUUCAGCUUCGAACAGUAGUUCAAAAAAAAAUACCGAUACUACGUAUGGUAGCGACGAUUCUACAGAUGAGGAUUGGUCAAAACAGAAAUCUGGAAAACGACGGAAAAAGGCAUUCAGCGACUCUGAUUGACAAUUCAUUUUUGUAGGAUAUACAUACUCCUCCACAUAUCGUUGCAUUCACUCCCGAGAAAUGCCUAAGACAUCAAUAUUUAAUAUUUGGUUUCUGUAAGAUAUGUAGCAAACACCAUUUUACUUUAUGUUUAUGUAUAAAAAAAGUCAUUUUUCGCAAACUUUCAACGUUA
Messenger RNA from Armigeres subalbatus, 3501 nucleotides. RefSeq names its product integrator complex subunit 3 homolog (gene IntS3). The transcript has 12 exons. The record is from RefSeq and is a predicted model, not a curated record. Gene Ontology annotation, cellular component: cytoplasm. Lineage: Eukaryota; Metazoa; Arthropoda; Insecta; Diptera; Culicidae. Bases 207 to 3329 code for a protein of 1040 amino acids.